This is a messenger RNA of Paramuricea clavata, 1008 nucleotides long. NCBI's taxonomy places the organism in Eukaryota, Metazoa, Cnidaria, Anthozoa, Malacalcyonacea, Plexauridae. The record is from the annotation of a GenBank genome assembly.
AUGGCGGCGGUUGUUGGUGUCUUUGCGAUGCUGUAUUUAUAUCAGCUUUUAUGUCUCGCUACGCCUGUCAUUUCGCCUGUUAAUUUGUCAAACAAACGUCUACCUAUCAAUGAGCACUUGCAUAACAAUUAUUCGAUCAAAUCAUGUGUUUCUACGCUUAAAUCUGCAUCGUUUGCUGUAUAUGAAAUCGCUGCGAAGACCACAAUCAUGCCCGUAAAUUCCAAGCGUAUUACCUCUAAGCGAUGUACGUCCACUUUGGCAUAUUUUCUUUGUAUGUCGCUGCUUUUAACCGGUGGAAAUAUUGAGAGAAACCCUGGACCAGUUCAGCAAGGGCACAAUCUUAAACUUUGUGCAGAGAAGGGCUUGAGAAUUUGUCACUUAAAUAUACGUAGUCUCGUCAACAAGAUCGACGAAAUUAGAGUGUUUUGUGAAACCCACAAACCUCAUGUGUUAUGCUUAAAUGAAACAUGGCUUGAUACGUCUAUUGCCGAUGGAGAAAUACAACUCGAUGGUUAUUCGCAUAUACGAAGAGACAAAACUCGUCAUCAAGGCGGUGUUCUUGUUUACAUUGCAUCAAAUUUAAACUUCAAAGAGCGUGACGAGAUCGGAGACGAAAGCGGUGAGCUUCAAUGUUUAUGGCUUGAGAUUGUACCUCCCAAAAGCAAAGGCUUUCUUAUUUGCUCUUCUUAUCGCCCACCGAAUUCCGACAACGAAAGGACAUAUGUCGAGGGCCUACGAAAUAUGCUUGAUAAUGUGAGUGAUUUACAGAAAGAAGUUAUUCUCAUUGGGGAUUUUAAUUUUGACUUAAAACGGUCUAGAAAAUCGGCGGCGUGUAAGUGCUUUGUUGAUAUGUCUAAGGAAUUCGGUUUAAAGCAAAUUAUCUGUGACUACACUCGUGUAACUCAACACUCAAAAUCAUUGAUUGAUCUCUUUUUAACAUCUCGUCCUGACCUAUACAUAACAGGAGUAAUGCCUGUUGGGUUCAGCGACCACAGUGUAAUAUAUGCG